UUGAUGCAAGAGGUGAGGCUCAUGCUAAUUAAACAGAGAGGCUUAUUUUUUUUUUCUACAUUUAAUAUUUGAAGGUUAAGUAUAUGGUGUUGUGAAGAGCAUUGAUGUAAAACGUGCAGUGUUAUAUCUAUGAGAACCCAAAUGUAACUCGGAGAACUCACCCUCAGUGAUGGACCUUCUCAUAAAGCUGUGUCUGCUCAUAGCUACUUCUGCCCUUACUCUUGCAGAUGUUCAGUUUUACGUUCCACAGUUAACACUUACAAAAAUGCUGGGAAAAGUAACACUCACAAGUUUUGUGUUGGAUCAACCACAGUGUAUUUUUAACCAGUAUCCAACAAAUGACGUUUGGUUGGUCAUUGCUCUGGACAAAGUUGUACCGGACAUAACUGACACAAUGCUCAGUACUCCCUCCCGCUAUGCUUUAUUUGCACAAAAUCGAACUGAAUACUAUCAUAUUCUUCGUGUGCGUGGAGCGGAUUACCCUUGCACUGAUACACAGACUAAUAUAUAUACUUUUUUAAAAGUUGGAGCUCAAGUUAACUGCACUGAACCUACAUUCUGUAAUGGACCUUUAACUCUUUUUGGACCAUACAGGGUGAAAUUUGUUAUACUAAACAGCACUGGUUUAGUCAAUGCAACACGCUGGUCUGAAAAAAUUCCCCUGCGAACAGCAAAACCUUACUCUGACAUUGACACCUUUCCAGCAAAGCGCAGUGCUGGUAUGAUUGUCAUCACAGUCAUCCUCUCAGUUCUUCUGGCCAUUUUGCUGAUUUGCCUCAUUGCUGCUCUCAUUGUUGGAAGCAAAGACAUCUGCUGGUGCAGAGAGAUUGACAAUCGAGAGAGCAUAUUUCCAGAUAAAGAACCUAAUGUGUUUUAUAUAAUGAACUACAAAACCCAUCAUAUUAAAUAUAGGAACAUGUAACACUAUUAUAAAUGGUUGACUGCUUGUCAGUUAUGUAGGUUAAUAGUAAAGGGACUUAAAAGGGCACUAUUAAAAUGCUUUACUGUGCUAAUGCAUUUAAUUAUUGCUUUAUUGCUUCCAUAAAAUUAUGUGUUUAACCCUGCAAAAGGGUCAGCUCUGGAGUAGCAGUGUGCUGAGCUGAUCAUUGCUGGUGAUUGGCAGCUACGCAUAUGUGGCCCCUCCUUUGCUUAGUAGCUAUGUUCAGCCAGUAUUGCUUUGCUGGUCUGGAGAAAAUUUUAACUAUGUGUUUAACCCCCUUAAAGUGCAAUAAAAAAAUGCUCUUGCACGUUUUUGAAUUUUAUUAUCGCACUUUAAAGUCCCUUUAAAUGUAUACAAGAAUUUUCACAGAAGAGAAUAAAAAGCAGCAAAAGAAUAGUAAGGACUAAUACUCCAGCCAUAUCCUUAUUAUUCAACAAAAUGAAUAUACUGUAGCAAGAGACCUUGUUCUUUCACAUAGUGACUCAAAGCAACAUUCCCCAAGCUGUUUCAUGCAAAACUUGCAUUUCUUAAAAUGGAUUGAGAGAAACCUAGCACUUCACAACACUACCGAAGGAACCCGAAAAACAUUACCACGCUGUAAUACACUGUGCUAAUGAUGUAAUACAUCUAACUGGGCCAGCCAAUACAGUUGUGCAAAAUCAGCAGGGGGCAGUGUGUAUUAUCCUGGGCAGGGCUCCCCCUCAAGUAUAUGGUGAACCACUAGUGUAGCUAUGCAGCGUGAUGGUAUUUUGACACAUGGGUAUUACGUACUGCAGGAGCCAGUGGUGACUCUAGGAAUAAUAUAUAGGGGGGGGGGCACAUAAGAUACCACAGUCAAAACUUAUAGAUAUAAAUAAUACAUAUAUAUAUAUUACAUUGCACCAUUGUAAAUUUAAAAAGUUAAGAACAACGAGAAUUGGGUAAGACAAAAUAUGAAAAUCAUAAUUGUGAAAAAUGAAUUGGUGUACAUGCAACCCUAUCCCUUAUGUAUGAACAUAACCCUUAACUAUUUACUGUAUAUACAGUACCUUACAAUGCCAUCUGCCUUCUAUUUAAUGCCUGCUGUGCUUAUGAUGAUCUGUAGUAAGUAAAAAUUAAAAUCUGUUUUUGUGCAGUAAAUCAGCCAUGUAUACACAGUAAUGAAUGUGCUAUUUAUCUGUGUACUGCCACUGCCAGUAAUAUACAUGCUAUCUGUGUACUGCCAGUGAUGUACAUGAGUAUUUAUAGCUCACAUAUCUCUACACUGUAUUAUGAUGACAUUGUGUGUGUUAACUUACAGCCACAGGUGGUAUUUAGGGAUUUAGUGCGGCGGGGCUUGGCCAGGACCGGCUCUUGGAGCAGAGGGCUAUCCAUUGUGAGCAUGGCUGGGGACAGCACUCUAUGACCGUGUUAGUUUCCUUUUCCAGACUUGUAACAUAGAAAUUAAACUCAGAGCUGCAGAUCUGCUUAAAAAUCAAUACAAUAGUUACCGACCUGGAAUGUGCAGCUUACCUAGCAUGGACGCUGUUAAAUACCGCUGCCUGGCUGUACUUAUUUAGCAAGCAUCUGCUGCAACUCAUGCUCCCUCUGCCCUGUAACAACAGCAGCUUCCUGUUUGUAGCACCUGAGGGAGGAAGUGCAGCAGAUAAAUGGCUGUUAGGGCAGGCGGCAGGCAGGGGCGUGUUAACAGCGGCUGUACAGUUUGGAAGGCAAAAAAAAAACUUAAGCCCUGCUGCAGUCAGCAGGGGGCAAACGGGGGAGCAAAGAAUAAACAGGGGGGGCAGUUGCCCCCCCCCCUCGCCUCCCUCAACAGACGCCUAUGGCAGGAGCCCUGCUCAGGAUUAUACACACUGCCCCCUGCUCAUAUUGCACCACUUAAUUGACUGGCCAAGUUAGGAAAGCAGCAUUGUGGAAUGUGCACAAUUUAUGACUUGUAUCCACUUAGGAGCCGGACCAUUUUUGUUUCAGCACCCUGGGUAGCGCUUGCUGAUGGGUGGUAACAUUUAGUCACCAAUCAGCAAGAGCUACCCAGGUGCUGAACCAAAAAUAGGCCAGCUCCUAAGCUUACAUUCCUGCUUUUCAAAUAAAGAUACCAAAAGAACGAAGAAAAUUUUAUAAUAGGAGUAAAUUAGAAAAUUGCUUAAAAUUGCAUGCUCUAUCUGAAUCAUAAAAUAAAUAAAUUGAGUUUCAUAUCAUAUAAAAUUGUUCAGCAUAUACUGUGGUGGUUAUUGGUACCAGAAUAUUUUUUUUAAAAAAGUGGCGGACGGCCUUUUAAAAUAAUUUUAUUAGAAGACAAAUAUAGGCAUGAAAAUGAACAAUUGCCUACAAGCUACAAAAGUAUUAAAAAAACCUUCAAGAAAAUACCAGAAGCUACAACAUCCAGUCCAAAUUAUACAGGGCAACUCUUGCCUAAAUAAACCCAGGUUAAACAAUACUACUAACUAAACAUAGUAAACCAGAUAAUCUAUCCCAAGAAGAAAACACACUAAAGAUAAUAUACUUAGCUAGUUCAGUCCUCCAGUGUGCCCUCUCUCUAAGAUCAAUUGCUUACAGGAGGUGAGGAAGGAAAAAUACUGUGUAUAGUAACUGUUGACCCCCAUUGUAUACUUAAUUUACUUAGGUGUGUUCUACCAUACACCAAUAACAUGGGAGUGUCCUUCUUAGUCAAAGACUAGGCCAAAGCCUAUUGUAUAGUUACUUUUUUGCACAGUAUAGUUUAAGAAUUAAUUAUGUGAAUAUUCCAGGGAUAAAUUCUCUGGUUUUAUGACACCACAUAUACAAGUUACAUAUCCAUACUAAACAUAUCCAAACUAAAUUAUUUCCUACUAAGGGGCCCAUUUAUCAAGCUCUGGAUGGAGCUUGAGGGCCCGUGUUUCAGGCGAGCCUGCAGGCUCGCCAGAAACAGCAGUUAUGAAGCAGCGAUCUAAAGACCGCUGCUCCAUAACCUGUUCGCCUGCUCUGAGCAGGCGGACAGACAUCACUGCAAUUCAACCCGAUCGAGUACGAUCGGGUUGAUUGACACACCCCUGCUGGCGGCCAAUUGCCCGCGAAUCUGCAGGGGGCGACGUUGCACCAGCUGCUGGUGCAAUGCUGAAUACGGAGAGAGAUCAGGUCCACCAUACCUUUGAUAAAUAUCCCCCUAAGACUCACAGACAAUAAAAUGAAUCAAUAUCGAAAAUCCUAACUUCUCCUUCAUUUCCUCACCCACUUUCUAGAUUUAUUAUUUUGUAUUUUCAUAUAUCGUGUAUGACGUUGUACUCCUUCAUCUAGCCUAAUCUUUGUAAAUAGAUCUUUAUCAAUUGUAUUGGAAAUGUUUAAAUCUGAAUUUUAUGACUUUUUCAGAUAUUUUGCAAUGCAUACUUACUGUGUUUUCUUACAAUUUAAAAUAUAAUUUAAAAAAAUAAAUAAAAAUUCAGAGCAAACAGUUAAGAUACGUUGAGGUAAAAUGCGUGUUCAUGUGAAAGUGUUUUUUUGCUGGAUUGGAAUAAUCUGUCAAAUUCUGUUAGUGCAAAGUAUUGCUGGAGUUCACAUAAUCUAAGGUUACACAAUAUCUAAUAAAUUACUUUACUUUCUAA
Molecule: messenger RNA, 4494 nt
Organism: Bombina bombina (fire-bellied toad)
Lineage: Eukaryota; Metazoa; Chordata; Amphibia; Anura; Bombinatoridae
Product: uroplakin-3b-like
Exons: 6
Coding region: 170-922 (250 amino acids)
Source: RefSeq, a predicted model, not a curated record